UCGGUUCUCAUCUGGAUAUGUUACGGCUCCUCAAUAAUAACGAGACCUACUUUUCUACGUGCCAGUAUGCCCCCACGAUCCACGUUAAUGCUUCUUUGAAUCCGUAAUGUUCUUAUCUUCUAUUCUAGCUGAACGUUGGGAUUUUAGCGAGUCCCCAUGCCAGAACCUCCGGCACUUACACCUUCGCAUGAUCAUGUUAAGUCGUCCCACGUUAUGCCGGAAGAAGCGCAAACAUCUGACGAAUGAGCCGGUGCCUAAUACGAAAGCCAAGUUUGUGACAGUUCUAUUCGUCCCUCAACUUCUUUACAGCUUCUGCGUUACUGGCAAUGCAAUUCAACAUCGUCAGGAACAGCUCUGCACUGGGUCCGGACAUCCUUGAAACCCGAAUUCCUCGAAGCUAUGCGUUUCUGCACCUAGGGAAAUCCCUUGCACAACACCACACUGCCAAUGUACAGC
Messenger RNA from Guyanagaster necrorhizus, 456 nucleotides. RefSeq lists its product as uncharacterized. The record is from RefSeq and is a predicted model, not a curated record. The transcript is spliced from 2 exons. The coding region runs from base 107 to 379 and encodes 90 amino acids. NCBI's taxonomy places the organism in Eukaryota, Fungi, Basidiomycota, Agaricomycetes, Agaricales, Physalacriaceae.